AGGGGGAAAAUUGCUCAAAAUGCAAUAACACCAUUAAAAGAUAACAAAACUUUUAUUAUAUCCCCAUACUUUGAUGACAGAGAAAGCAAAGUCACUCGUGUGAUUGGGAUUGUUCACCACGAAGAUGUGAAACAACUAUACUGCUGGUUCUGCUGUCAGCCCAAUGGAAAGAUCUAUGUAUCAAAUGCAAAAAUCGAUGUUCACUCAGAUAGAUUUGGAUUCCCUUAUGGUGCAGCAGAUAUAGUUUGUUUGGAACCUGAAAACUGUGAUCCAACGCAUGUAUCAAUUCAUCCCUUUGCACAUGGAAAUAUUGACCAGCUGCCAAGGUUUGAAAUUAAAAACCGCAAGCCUGAGCCCUUUUCUGUUGACUUCACUGUGUGCAUCUCUGCCAUGUUUGGAAACUACAACAAUGUCUUGCAGUUCAUACAGAGUCUGGAAAUGUACAAGAUUCUUGGAGCACAGAAAGUGGUGAUCUAUAAGAACAACUGCAGCCAUCUGAUGGAGAAAGUCUUGAAGUUUUAUAUAGAAGAAGGAACUGUAGAGAUAAUUCCCUGGCCGAUAAACUCACACCUCAAGGUUUCCUCUAAAUGGCACUUUUCUAUGGAUGCAAAAGACAUUGGCUAUUACGGACAAAUCACAGCUCUAAAUGACUGUAUAUACCGUAACAUGCAAAGGAGCAGGUUUGUGGUUCUUAAUGAUGCUGAUGAAAUAAUUCUUCCUCUUAAGCAUCCAAACUGGAAAACAAUGAUGAGCAGCCUUCAGGAACAAAAUCCAGGGACUGGCAUUUUCCUCUUUGAGAACCAUAUCUUCCCAGAAACCAUCUCUACUCACAUGUUCAACAUCUCGUCCUGGAAUACUGUGCCAGGUGUUAACAUAUUACAGCAUGUUCACAGAGAGCCUGACAGGAAAGAUGUUUUCAAUCCCAGGAAGAUGAUAGUUGAUCCACAAAAGGUGAUUCAGACUUCUGUCCACUCUGUCCUACAUGCCUAUGGGGACAGUGUGAAUGUUCCCAUGGAUGUUGCCCUCAUUUAUCACUGUCGGAAGCCCCUUCAAAGAGACCUCCCCAGAGAAUCCCUUGUCAGGGAUACAGCCCUGUGGAGAUACAACUCAUCGUUAAUCAUGAAUGUUAACAAGGUGCUAUCUGAAACCAUACUGAAAUUGGUGUGACGUAGCUCUUAUCAAGGAUACAUCCCCUUGGAGAGACACUUCUUUGGCUUUGAAAGUGAACUAUGUUGGCUAUGCUACAAUUUGAAUUGUAAUAAUGAAAUGUAAAGGUGUUGCCAUAUGCAUUUAAUGCUACCUUCUCCCCAGCAAUAAAUGCAUUGUAUGUUUAAAUUCUCUAAUUCUCACAGGGAAAAAAAAGGUCUGUAACUUAUUGCCUUUGACACUGGAAAAAAGUAUCCCACCAUGGAACUCGUUCAAAUGCCAACAUUGUAUUUUGUUGUAGGAACGAUUCAGCUAUCAGGUCUGUCUCCAAAAGUAGACAGGACUCCUGUAACUACUGGAUUUUAUCGUUGUGUAAUUAUCAAAUUUCCCAGUACUGUUUUAAAGAUUGAUUCGGAUUUCGAAAAUAUAA
Molecule: messenger RNA, 1576 nt
Organism: Corapipo altera (White-ruffed manakin)
Lineage: Eukaryota; Metazoa; Chordata; Aves; Passeriformes; Pipridae
Product: beta-1,4-galactosyltransferase galt-1-like
Exons: 2
Source: RefSeq, a predicted model, not a curated record